Anolis carolinensis (green anole) is the source of this 5098-nucleotide messenger RNA. It is a transcript of the gene cdk4, whose product is annotated as cyclin dependent kinase 4. The coding region runs from base 164 to 1075 and encodes 303 amino acids. The transcript has 8 exons. NCBI's taxonomy places the organism in Eukaryota, Metazoa, Chordata, Lepidosauria, Squamata, Anolidae. Gene Ontology annotation, molecular function: cyclin binding; cyclin-dependent protein serine/threonine kinase activity; ATP binding. Gene Ontology annotation, biological process: signal transduction; regulation of G2/M transition of mitotic cell cycle; G1/S transition of mitotic cell cycle. Gene Ontology annotation, cellular component: cytoplasm; nucleus; cyclin-dependent protein kinase holoenzyme complex. The record is from RefSeq and is a predicted model, not a curated record.
CAUCCCGCCUCGCUGGUUUUUGCCGGGACUUCCAGCCCCGCCCCCCUUUUCCCCGGGCUCGAGCCCCGCCGCGAGGGAGCUGCGGAAACCCUUUCCCUGCUGCUACUGCUUGCAUCGUGCUCUGCGUUUGGGCCUCCAGGCCCUGCUUGAAGCACCCUCCAGGAUGGCCAUGGGGAGAUGCGAACAGUAUGAACCUGUGGCCGAAAUCGGCAUUGGGGCUUAUGGCACUGUCUUCAAGGCCCGUGACCUGCAAAGUGGCAAGUUUGUGGCCCUUAAGAAUGUGCGAUUCCAGAACAGCGAGAAUGGGUUGCCGCACUCCACGGUCCGUGAAGUGGCCCUGCUGAAACGCCUGGAGAACUUUGACCACCCCAACGUUGUGCGGCUAAUGGACGUUUGCACAACAACACGGACAGAGCGUGAGACCAAAGUAACAUUGGUCUUUGAGCAUGUGGAUCAGGAUCUGAAAGCAUUUUUGGAGAAAACUCCGCCUCCUGGCUUACCAGCAGAGAUGAUCAAGGAUAUGAUGCAUCAGUUCUUGAGUGGCUUGGAUUUCCUGCAUACAAACUGCAUUGUUCAUCGUGACCUCAAGCCAGAAAAUAUCUUGGUGACCAGUUCUGGUCAAGUCAAGUUGGCUGACUUUGGCCUGGCUCGCGUCUACAGCUGUCAGAUGGCCCUGACACCUCUGGUGGUCACUCUCUGGUACCGGGCUCCAGAAGUGCUGCUCCAGUCAGCUUAUGCCACCCCUGUGGACCUGUGGAGUGUGGGGUGCAUCUUUGCAGAGAUGUUUCGAAGGAAGCCUCUCUUCUGUGGCAACUCCGAAGCUGAUCAGCUGGGCAAGAUCUUUGAUUUGAUUGGGCUCCCACCUGAGGAGGAUUGGCCCCUGGACGUUUCUCUGCCACGCUGUGCCUUUGCUCCCUGCUCCCCACAGCCUAUUGAGAGGUUUGUGCCAGAAAUAGACACCCUGGGGAUCCAGCUGCUUUUGGAAAUGCUGACAUUCAAUCCCUUGAAACGCAUCUCUGCUUUCCAAGCACUGCAUCAUCAGUACUUUCAGGACAUGAGCGCAGGUGAAGGGUAGCAACCCAACCAUUCUCUGGUGUAAGGACAAAAAAGACUUUGCAAUAGACUUUGUGUGUAUGAAGAUCAUUUGCACCCCACCAAGAGGCCGCAGCAAGAGCAGUCUUCAAGCAGUCCUGGCUGGGCUGGGAUUGUGGGGAUGGGAAAAAAUGAAUUGUUGCCAACCUGCAUGAGAAAAGUUAAAUGGUGCAUGUUGCAAGAAGAACAGCCCUGAAACCUUUCCUUCCCUGGAAGUGCUAUAGCUCUUGUGAUGCCUCUGAGCCUACAUCACACCCAUUCAAUGUUCCUGGGUUGAUUCCCAGUGAUGUUGUUGAAGGUCAGUUUGUGUUUGGGAGUGCCCCGUUUGAGGCAUCCCAUUCAUUCGUCUGUGGGUUCCUUGCCAAAGGUCUUUGCUUGAUAACCUUUUUUUUUUAAAAAGUACUUUUUAUAACAGUUUACACACAAUAAUGUUGCUGCCUUAUCACAUUCCUGUGGCUAACAGUUUGACACUAAAGCCUCGCCUUGUUACAUGUAAUGUUGUGUGUGUAAGAAAAAAGGUUUCAGACCAGUGCCUGGAUUCAAAGGAUAUUUUUGUAUACAUAUUCACUAGUCGUUAUUUUGUUUCUAAUUACCAAGACACUGUUCAAGACAGACCUACCUUACUGAGUACUUUGGCAUGGGAUUGCUGAGGAGGAUACCAGCUGUAGCUGUUUGAAUCCAGGCAUUGGUCUGAAACUUUUUUUUUCUUACACACACGCAACAUUAUAGAAAUGAUGUAAUUCAAUAAAGAAUAGGGGUGAGGUCCAAACUUGGCCUUUCACCUUUCUUGUUUCUUAAAAAUGUCUCUUGUUUUGUUUAGUAUGAUGAGAAGCAUAGUGAAAGUGAAUAGGGAGACAACUUGCUUAUUUAUAACUGGUUCUUUGAAUGGAAUUCAGUGAACUCAUACAAACGGGUUACUUGCAUGGUGUGUUAUUCAGAAACUUCCAGAGCUGAGAAAUUAGCAAUUUGGCAAUAACUCUGCCCUAAUGGGCAAGUCCAGCACAAGUCCCACUCAAUUCUACAACCGCCAUAGCAACAACUGAAAAACUAAAAUGCAUAGGAGACAUAGGGGAGGAAGGUUGAGGUUGUGUGAGUUGACAGAUGAUCCAGUGAACCAAAACUACAGGCAAGUUAAGUUCUUUUCACCUGUGAGUCACACAGAUGAGCUACUAGCAAGCCACUCACCAUGGAGGGAAUGUCAUGUAAGACAAGGAAAGAACAGCUCUCCCAAGUGACUCAGCUUUUGACCUUGCAUCCAAUCUCUAAUACUAGAUAAAUGUUGAGAACUGAGACUGUGAUAGGCCUUUCUCCUGGUAGAAAAACUGGAAGUAACAAUAACAUAGUCUGUUUGCAAUGUAAUUUACCCCAGCUGGUAAAACUCUUAGCAGCCUGUUGUGAAAAGGGGGCAUAAAAGAGAAGGAGAUCAAUUGUUGCAACAGAAGUCAAAGAUGCCACUGACCAGGAUCCUAAUGCUUUUUCAUUAAGGAUUACAACUUCAUAUUUGCUGACUGAAAAUUUCCUCAAAGUAGGGAGGAGUAGACCUGGUUUGGCAGCUACUGUGGGGCUAAGAAGAUGUUCACCCAAGAAGAUCAAGGCCCGGAGAACUGUUUGGUUUGUGAUUGGAUAAAAACUUCUUUGCUAUGGAACGGAUUUGAAGCUGCAUCGCCAAGAAAGACUCCUUGCAUGGGUUCUUCACAUGGAGGAAUAGUAAUCUACAUAGGUAAAUUAAAAGAAUGUUGAGAUGUAGUGGAGAUUAAGUAAAGAGAUGCACAGAAGGCUGAAGUGGAACACAUUGUGAAGUGAAUUAUUUGUGUGGUAAAAAUGAAGAUCAGGAACAGGGAUCACCAACUUACUUGAACUUCUUGUGCCUUUUCUGGGUAAUGUGUUCCUUGGGCCCAAUUGGAGGAAGAUCUCUUCUUCAAUCACUCAGUCGUUUCCGACUCUUCGUGACCUCAUGGACCAGUCCACGCCAGAGCUCCCUGUCGGCUGUCACCACCCCCAGUUCCUUCAAGGUCAAGCCAGUCACUUCCAAGGAUACCAUCCAUCCAUCUUGCCCUUGGUCGGCCUCUCUUCCCUUUUCUUUCCAUUUUCGCCAGCAUCAUGAUCUUUUCCAAGCUUUCCUGUCUUCUCAUAAUGUGGCCAAAAUACUUCAUCUUUGCCUCUAAUAUCCUUCCCUCUAGUGAGCAGCCGGGCAUUAUUUCCUGGAGGAUCGUCUGGUUGGAUCUUCUUGCAGUCCAAGGCACUCUCAGGAUUUUCCUCCAGUACGAAAGUUCAAAAGCAUCAGCUCUCACAUCCAUAGGUUACUAUGGGGAAUACCAUUGCUUUAACUAUGCGGAACUUCAUUGCCAGUGUGAUGUUUCUGCUUUUCAGUAUUUUAUUGAGGUUGGCCAUUGCUCUCCUCCCAAGAAGUAGAUGUCUUCUGAUUUCCUGGCUGCAGUCCGCGUCUGCAGUGAUCUUCAUGCCUAGAAAUACGAAAUGUACUGAGGUCUAAAGGCCUGCCUAGAGUAAGUGGAGUUGUGGUCUGGUUGGUUGGCCUUGGAAUGGUCCGUACCAUCUCAAGACAUUGUAGGUCUCACUACUGAGGCUUGUAGCGAUCUCUUCAGGAUGAGUUUUAUUAAUGAACCUGAAGUGGUUGAUAUUAUUAUAGGCAGCCUGAAGAGGAUUUUCCCAAAGGAAAGCCUUCAACCAAGAAGAUCUGUUUCAGUGCACUUGGGGUGAAAGUAUGGAAGUGUGAUCAAGCCCCUACAUUGUGCUCCUCUCCCAAACAUGAGGUACCUAGAAUGGCGAUAUAUUUCAAGUAUCUUAUUCUCAAAGGAGGAAGCUUAAAUAAGCCAAUAGAGAACACAGAAAGACUAAGGGCAAGCAGAGGAAGCUCAAGAAUAAAGAUGGUAGCCAGUUCAUAGAAUCAUAGAAUAGUAGAGUUGGAAGAGACCACAUGGGCCAUCCAGUCCAACCCCCUGCUAAGAAGCAGGAAAUCGCAUUCAAAGCACCCCCGGUCUGAAUCACAAUCAAGAAGAUGCCAAAAAACAAUGCCAAAAUGAUUAGAUGAAGUCAAAACAAGUCUGCAGUCAAGAAGACUAAUCAAUCAAAAAAAUCACACGUGAAGAUAAGAAACGUGGAACAGCCAGUUCUAUUCAACGCUGCAGCUACAGCAGACAAGGGAACUGAAGAGUUGACCAGGGAUUGCAUGGAUUGUAUGUGCUGAGGAGAAAUUAGAUUACUGUUAUCUCUCAGAGCCUCCAAUUGAUGCACUGCCCAGGUGCUGUUAUGAAUUAUUUUCUAUAUCAUAAUAUUUAAACAUCCUGGAGUCCUCCAAUGGAGCUGAGCAAUGUUGGGAAAUUCAGGACAGAUAAAAGGAUGGGCAUCUGUAUAUGACAUAGAGCUAUACUCUCAAAUUCACUACUGCAAGCUGUAGUGAUGGGCAGCAAUGUGGACAGAUGUUACAGGGUAUUAAGACAAUUUUGUGACAAAAUUCUGUAUGGCUACUAGUCCUGACAGCUAUAUGUGACCAUUAUUAGUGGUGGUAUGCCUCUGGAUACUAUUUGCUACAAAGCUGCUGUUGGAGGGUGCUGUUGAACUCUUGUCUUGUUGGAGCAUUUGAUUGGCCUCUGAUAUUAAGUCUGGAAAAGGAUGAGAAUGUUCUAAUCCACAUUACAGGGGCCAGGGAGCUUCAGGGCAUGGCUGCCUGCCAGCCAAUGUCUGCUGGAUCUGAAAUGGAAAAGUAGGUUGGUGACUUGCUUUUUUGCUGUGAAGCUCUAAGAAAACAGGAUGCUUGGCACUUGCUGUUAAUGUGCCUUUUUCUCCUCAACUCACUUUGAAUUGAAAGAUAGUAUUUUCUGUUCCUCUGUUUAAACUAGGUUCUAAGAUUUUGUUUUAUGUAUAUUAAGCAUCUAGUUCUGAUAUGUAACAUUUGUACUGGAAACGCAAAUGCUCUUUCAUUGCUUGAAUAAGUAACAUGACACUCUUCAUGUUAGGGUAGGGAGCAAAUAAAGCAUCUGUGAAGCAA